Messenger RNA from Melampsora larici-populina 98AG31, 354 nucleotides. RefSeq lists its product as uncharacterized. Gene Ontology annotation, biological process: intracellular protein transport; intra-Golgi vesicle-mediated transport; retrograde vesicle-mediated transport, Golgi to endoplasmic reticulum. The record is from RefSeq and is a predicted model, not a curated record. The transcript is spliced from 5 exons. NCBI's taxonomy places the organism in Eukaryota, Fungi, Basidiomycota, Pucciniomycetes, Pucciniales, Melampsoraceae. Gene Ontology annotation, cellular component: COPI vesicle coat. The coding region runs from base 1 to 354 and encodes 117 amino acids. Gene Ontology annotation, molecular function: protein binding.
AUGUCUCUAUUGAAAUACAAUCCAGGAAUCGCUUUUCACCCCAAGCCAACCCUUUUGACCGCAUCACUUCAUUCAGGAAGUAUCCAAAUGUGGAGCUUUCAGAUGGGAACAUCAGUCAAACGAUUUGACAAACACAAUGGUCAGGUUUGUGGGAUUGCCUUCCAUCCAAGUCAACCACUCUUCGUGUCAGUUGGAGUUGACUACAAACUCCAGUACAGGUCUGGAAUUAAAAACGACGACGUCUCAUUUCACCGUGAACAUCCAUGGAUCCCUCCUGCCUCUCAUGACCAGACAAUUCAAAUAUGGAAUUGGCAAUCUCGUCAAUGUAUUCCUAUCUUAACCGGUCAUAAGUAA